Molecule: messenger RNA, 1107 nt
Organism: Caenorhabditis elegans
Lineage: Eukaryota; Metazoa; Nematoda; Chromadorea; Rhabditida; Rhabditidae
Gene: dsl-4
Product: Delta-like protein
Exons: 6
Coding region: 1-1107 (368 amino acids)
Biological process (GO): cell communication; cell differentiation
Cellular component (GO): membrane
Source: RefSeq, marked reviewed
AUGAGUCUUCUCCUAUUGUUUCUUUUCAAUGUUUUCAUUAAUGUGCGUACGCAUGGAAACACGGAAAUUCGAAUACAAUCGGGAAUCUCAGUUUAUGUCAGAGUGCACUUUUGCACUUACUCCACGCGGUGUUCUUCACCUUUAUGGAAGAACAUAAUACCUUUUGAAGUAAUACCAGAGUUUCCUUUUGUAUUUGAAGAGUAUUUCACUAGGCCCACUCUGCCAAACGUCAUAUUUACCAUUAGCAUAUAUGAUAUUAAUGAUGAGGAGCCGCUGGGAUUGGAACAAAUUGUCGUACCCCUGACACGGCAUUUUUCAAAUUUUACAGUACAUACAAAAAACGAUUCAUUUCUACAUUUUGCUGUGAGAAAUGUCUGUGAUGAAAAUUGGAGAACACAUUCGUGUUCUAUAUUUUGCAAAGACAGAUCGGAUUCCAAAUUUAAAUGUGACGAUGAUGAUGGAUACAAGUGUGCGCCUGGGUAUAGUGGGCCGAAUUGCGAUAAAGUAGAUUGUCCGUUCAACUGUCAUAAUCAUGGGAGCUGUGAAGUUCCUGGAAAAUGUAUGUGUUCUCAAGGUUUUUUCGGAACGUACUGUGAAUAUUGCAAGCCUUCAACUACUUGUAAACAUGGUGCAGUGUUAGUAAAUGAACUUGGGUGCCAUCCUUACACUUGUCGCUGUUUUGAAGGAUACGCUGGAGAUAAUGGCGACAAAGAUGACGUUUGCUAUUAUGCAAAACCAUGCCGACAUGGAAAUUGCGUAUCCAAUGUUACAGUUUCUGGAGGAUUUGAGUGUAUAUGCCCCAAAGCUUUUGGUGGCCGACGAUGUGAAAAAAGAAUAGCACGAUGGGAUUGCAGUGAUGAAGGUUAUUGUCAAAACAAAGGAGUAUGCUCAUUCGUUGAUGGUAUUAGCAGAUGUAGAUGUGCAGUUGGUUUUACAGGAAAGCAUUGUGAAAGGAAAACUGCAAAAACGUGUUUGAAAAAGAAAUGUCGGGAGGGAUUUAUAUGUAUAAUAGACAACAAAAAAACAGGAACAAUGCCUUGCUUCAAUUACUCCAAAACCUCGUCUCCGUCGGGAUCUCAUGCCCGAAGAACUUUCUCAACUUCGUGA